Messenger RNA from Sinocyclocheilus grahami, 393 nucleotides. RefSeq names its product STE20-related kinase adapter protein beta-like. The transcript is spliced from 2 exons. The record is from RefSeq and is a predicted model, not a curated record. Gene Ontology annotation, molecular function: protein kinase activity; protein serine/threonine kinase activator activity; ATP binding. Gene Ontology annotation, biological process: protein export from nucleus; activation of protein kinase activity; protein phosphorylation. The annotation marks the transcript as partial. Gene Ontology annotation, cellular component: serine/threonine protein kinase complex. NCBI's taxonomy places the organism in Eukaryota, Metazoa, Chordata, Actinopteri, Cypriniformes, Cyprinidae.
AAAACAUUGUGAUUUUUGUGUCUCUCUUUUUGUGAUGAAGGAUCUUCACGGCUAUGGAGUGAAAUCAGACAUCUACAGUCUGGGAAUCGUGGCGUGUGAGCUGGUCAGUGGCAGAGUGCCGUUCCAGGACAUGCCGCCCACUCUGAUGCUGCUUCAGAAGCUGCGGGGUUCUCACUGCUGUCUCCUCGACGUCCCUCCUUAUCCUCUCGGAGACAUGUGUGCGCUCAAGGUGUCCCGCUCCGGUGUGGAUUCGGGGAUCGGUGAGAGUGUUGCGACCGGAAGUCUGACUCGUACUGCCCCAGCGGAGAGACCUCAAAGCCCCGCCCCCAAAAACCACUCGGCCACACUGCACAACCUGGUCCAACUGUGCCUGCAGCAGCAGCCUGAGCGCAG